CUACUACAUCCAAAAAGGCAGCUUACCCUCCACCCAACCACACCACAGUUCUUACCUCCGUUCUAUCCGACAUCCAUCGUCCAUCAUGAAGCUUCAAUCUCAUCAUCAAACAACCGCUCAUUCACGCAGCUAUGGCGACCCACCAACCCCCAACUUCCUCCCCCACCGCAGCCCAAGAUGAAAUCGCAAACCCCAACAACCCCAAUCCAAACGAUGGGCUCACCUACAACAACGGCACCUUGAAAGGAGACGAGUUAGAAAUCAAAGAUGAAGAUAUAAUAACAGUAACCAGCAUCCGACUAAGCGAGCACCGCUACACAAUCCUCAGUCUAGCCCCUCCCUCAGACACUAACCCUGAAACCAAAGCCCCGGCUUUCUCACUGCAAACCACACACGCGAAGUCCCUCCCAAAGGAAUUCCUGAGGAAACACCAAUUUCAGGGCCUGCCAUCGUAUCUGGGUCCUGAUUCAUACCUCCCAAUUCUUGUCUCGACCGUUUCGGGGACGGGUCUUGCGCCGAGUUUCUUGGAGGAGGUUUUGCGGCCGGUGUUGAAUGCGAUAGGAUUGAGCGAGCCGCAGUACGAGGUGAUACGGACGGAGAGUACGGAGUCUAUUCUACAGUUUGCAAAGGGGAAGUUAUUGCGGGGUGCCAAUGAGGGACGGGGUCAGACUGUGAUUCUGCUGAGUGGGGAUGGCGGGGUAGUUGAUAUCAUUAAUGGACUUUUGCAAGAUGGGGAUAGAUCAAGGUACCCAGCUCUCUUCCAAAUUCCAUACAUGACUAACAUGAUAACUCAGUACAUGCGUCCCCCCAUCUCUAAUCCAAAUGCCCCUCGGCACAGGCAACGCACUCUUCCACACCCUCCACAAACAAUCCCCCCUCCCCUCCUUGUAUAUCCAAGCCCUUCGCACCCUCCUAACCGGCACAUCCAAGCCUCUCCCAAAAUUCUCAGCCUCCUUCUCCCCAGGCUCCCGCCUCCUUACAAACGAAGGCCAGACCGCUACGCCCAUCCCAAAUAACAAAAUCCACGGCGCAGUCGUAGCAUCCUACGGUCUGCACUCCACGCUCGUAGCAGAUUCCGACACGGUCGAGUACCGAAAACACGGAGCCAAACGAUUCGGACUGGUAGCGAAGGAUCUGUUAUUCCCUGACAGCGGAGCACCGCACAAAUACCUUGCUUCUGUCACACUCGUUCGCAAUGGGAAGGAAGAAGUAUUGGAAAGAAAAGAACAUACAUACAUCCUCGCAACCCUCGUCUCCAACCUCGAGAAAACAUUCACCAUAUCCCCCGCUAGUCGACCGCUCGAUAGCAUAUUAAGAAUCGUACAUUUUGGGGCUAAGAGUGGAGAGCAGACAAUGGAUAUCAUGAAAGGCGCAUAUGAGGACGGGAAGCACAUUGAGAGUGCAAAUGUGGCGUAUGAGGCAAUCGACGGGUUUAAGAUCAGCUUCCAAGAAGGAGGGGAGAGUUGGAAAUGGAGGAGGUGUUGUGUUGAUGGAUUGAUUGUGGGUGUCGAGGAGGGCGGGUGGGUAGAGGUUAAGAUGGGUAAAGGGGAGGAGGUUGUGAGGAUUGUGAGUGAUUUGUGA
Hymenoscyphus albidus is the source of this 1581-nucleotide messenger RNA. The record is from the annotation of a GenBank genome assembly. Lineage: Eukaryota; Fungi; Ascomycota; Leotiomycetes; Helotiales; Helotiaceae.